Molecule: messenger RNA, 1586 nt
Organism: Danio rerio (zebrafish)
Lineage: Eukaryota; Metazoa; Chordata; Actinopteri; Cypriniformes; Danionidae
Gene: grwd1
Product: glutamate-rich WD repeat containing 1
Cellular component (GO): nucleus
Source: RefSeq, marked provisional
GUCCGCGUCCGACGAACACACGCUGCCGCAGGAGGAGGAGGAUGAGUUUGAGGACAUGGAGGCGAGUGAAAGCGACGAGGAUGAUAUGGAAGGAGAAGAACAGAACGGGGACGGGCAGGAGAAAGUCUAUGUGCCCGGUCUGCAGCCGCUUCAGCCGGGAGAAGAGCUGGAGAUGGACCACUCCGCUUACCGCAUGUAUCACGAAUGCCAGACCGGUGCUCCAUGUCUGAGUUUUGAUGUAGUGCUUGAUGGAGAAGGCGACAGGAGAGAGCAGUUUCCCCUCUCUAUGGUGCUGUGUGCUGGAACACAGGCAGACACUGCACUCAGCAACAGGCUUAUUGUCAUGCGCAUGCACAACCUUCAGGGAACUGAGAAAAAAAAAGAUGAAGACAAAAGCAGUGAUGAAGAAAGUGACGAAGAUGAAGACGACGAAGACGAAGAUAAGAAACCACAGUUGGAGCUGGCCAUGAUGCCACAUUAUGGAGGCAUCAAUAGAGUCAGAGUCACCCAGCGAGGGGAACAGACAUUAGCAGCGGUGUGGUCGGAGAAAGGCCAGGUGGAGAUUUUUGACCUUCGACUACAACUUGAAGCAGUGCAUAAUUCAACAGCGAUGUCAGCCUUCAUCAAGCAGGAGAAGGAAGCCACGCCCCUUUUUAGUUUUGCUGGUCAUAUGUCAGAAGGAUUUGCCAUUGAUUGGUCACCCAAGGUGCCAGGACGCAUGGUGAGUGGCGACUGUAAGAAGAACAUUCAUGUCUGGGAGCCACAGGAGGGCGGCACAUGGAAAAUAGACCAGCGGCCUUUCAGCUCACACAGCAAGUCUGUUGAAGACCUGCAGUGGUCUCCUACUGAAGCCACGGUCUUUGCUUCAUGUUCAGUGGAUCAGUCCAUUCGCAUAUGGGACAUCAGAGCACCACCCAAUUCCAUGCUUUCAGCCAAUGAGGCUCAUUCUUCAGAUGUCAAUGUUAUCAGCUGGAACCGGACUGAACCUUUUAUAUUGUCCGGAGGAGAUGAUGGCCUCCUCAAGGUCUGGGAUUUAAGGCAGUUUCAGUCUGGACGUCCGGUGGCCAGUUUUAAGCAGCACAGUGCACCUGUAACGUCAGUGCAGUGGAGCCCCGUUGACUCCAGUGUGUUUGCCGCCUCUGGAGCCGAUGAUGUUAUCAGCCAAUGGGAUCUGUCGGUGGAGUCAUGUGACAUGGGAGGACAAGCAGAGGAUGUAAAACAGCUGCCGCCACAGCUACUGUUCCUUCACCAGGGCCAGAAAGAAGUGAAGGAGCUCCAUUGGCACCCGCAGAUUCCCGGAGUCCUCAUUUCCACAGCGCUGUCGGGAUUCAACAUCUUCAGAACUAUUUCUGUGUAGAGUGCGUUUGUUUAUGAGAGAGAGAGAGAUUGGCCUGUUGUUUAUUUCAGGCUGAAAGAGUGUGCAGGUGUGCCAUUUUAAGUGUAUAUAGAUGGAUGAGCGGAAUAUUUAGGUAUGCGUGACUCAUAUGUAUUUGUUCAUUUUCCUCGAAACCAAAUUUCUUCCACUCCUUGAGGCUGUAAUGAUGUCAUUGCAUGAUUAAUUACUAAAUGGUGCCUGUUAAAGAGCA